ACAGACAACAUUUGCUUUUGCAAGUCUCAAGUGCAGUUUCCGGUUUAGUGACACUUUGUUUUGGUUGCGCCUUCAGCUCAUGUUUUAGUUGACUCACUUAUGAUUGAUACGGUAUGAGUGUUACACAUUAUUUUUAUUAAAGGAAUAUGGGAUCAAGAGGGGAGAGAAAGAUCACAAAUGUGGAAGUCUCCGAUGUACAGAAACGAAGAAAACCCAGCAAACAUUAUGUCUACAUUAUCCGAGUCACUUGGAAUACUAGGACUGUCAAUAUUAUCUACAGACGAUACAGCAGGUUCUUUGAUUUUCAGCACUCAUUAUUAGAGAAAUUCCCAGUAGAAUCAGGACAGCUGGACCCUAACCAAAGAGUUAUUCCAUUUCUCCCAGGUAAAAUAUACUUUGGCCGCAGUCAGGUGAGAGAGGUGGCCUUGAAGAGACUAAGUCAGAUAGAUGAUUAUUGUAAGGCUCUGAUCAGUUUGGAGGAGAGAAUCUCCCAGUGUGAUGAGGUGCUGGUUUUAGUUCUUCAAUAUUUUGUUUUUAGGAGGAUGACAUCUUAA
Molecule: messenger RNA, 554 nt
Organism: Saccostrea cuccullata (small rock oyster)
Lineage: Eukaryota; Metazoa; Mollusca; Bivalvia; Ostreida; Ostreidae
Product: SH3 and PX domain-containing protein 2B-like
Exons: 5
Coding region: 147-554 (135 amino acids)
Biological process (GO): superoxide anion generation
Cellular component (GO): cytoplasm
Molecular function (GO): superoxide-generating NADPH oxidase activator activity; phosphatidylinositol binding
Source: RefSeq, a predicted model, not a curated record